GCAGGUGCAGCACCUCCGAAAAGUGGACGGGGGGCUCUUUUCCGAUGCGCCGAAAUGGCAGGUUGAGCCUGGCACUGCGCCGGUCCUGCCCUCCAGGCAUCGUGCCCUCUCGAGGUCUAUCUGGUCCAAUACAGUCGGCGUGUACGAGAUUUGCCCUGAGAUGUCCGAGGCCAAGGCUAGCUUCGUCGACCAUAAGCCGAAGCGAUUCGGACCGGUAAAGUCUUUCGUGAACUCGCGGGACAAGUUUUGCCUCCAUCGGGAAGAGACCUUCAAGUUCGGAAAUAAGCAGAUCAUGCGACUGGGCGCACGACCUAAUGCUCCCUCCGAAAAGAGCGGCGGCCACUGA
This is a messenger RNA of Symbiodinium pilosum, 346 nucleotides long. NCBI's taxonomy places the organism in Eukaryota, Dinophyceae, Suessiales, Symbiodiniaceae. The record is from the annotation of a GenBank genome assembly.